This is a messenger RNA of Ascoidea rubescens DSM 1968, 1616 nucleotides long. RefSeq names its product BAR and SH3 domain-containing protein. The transcript has a single exon. The record is from RefSeq and is a predicted model, not a curated record. Gene Ontology annotation, cellular component: mating projection tip; Rvs161p-Rvs167p complex; actin cortical patch. Bases 163 to 1470 code for a protein of 435 amino acids. NCBI's taxonomy places the organism in Eukaryota, Fungi, Ascomycota, Saccharomycetes, Ascoideales, Ascoideaceae. Gene Ontology annotation, molecular function: protein binding; lipid binding. Gene Ontology annotation, biological process: endocytosis; actin cortical patch localization; plasma membrane tubulation.
CUUUAUCUGUAUUUAUCUUACUAUCUUUUAUUACAUUUUACUAUAUUUGGUUUUUCAAUUGAUUGACUAGUGAUUCAAGUCUCCGUGUUUAUUUUUCUUUUCAUUACAUUUGCAACGGUUUAUUCCAAUUGCGCAUUAUCAAGUGUUAAUUUUUAGUUCAAAAUGAGCUUUAAAGGGUUUAGUAAAGCGAUUAGCAGGGGACCACAGACUUUCCGCCAAAAAAUCAAUGUGGGCAAUAGUACAAGCGAUGAUAUAUAUCUUGAUUCUGAAAGGAGGUUCAAAGAAAUUGAAACAGAAACCAAAAAAUUAAGCGAGGAAAGCAAAAGAUACUUUGCUGCUGUCAAUGGAAUGUUAGAUCACCAAAUUGAGUUUUCUAAAGCUAUAGAAGAAAUCUAUAAACCAAUCAGUGGGGUUCCAUCCAAUUCCAAUGUGAAUUCAAACUUACUUAUAGCUGAAGAUAAUCCUCAGGGCAUUGAAGCGAGUGAAGCCUAUCGUGCAGUGGUUAUUGAAUUGAAAAGCACUUUGGCUCCCGACUUAGAAUUAAUUCAAAAUAGAAUCAUUAACCCAUCCCAAGAUUUACUAUCAAUUAUCACUUCAAUUAGAAAGAUGUCAACUAAAAGAGAACAUAAGCGUGUUGAUUUAGAUCGCCAUUUAAACACUUUUCAAAGAUAUGAAAACAAAAAAGAUCAAACCGCCAAGGAUAUUGAAAAAUUAUCAAAAGCCCAAUCAAAUGUUCAAAUAGCUCAGGAAGAAUACGAUUACUAUAACAAUAUGCUCAAAAACGAUCUACCAAUUUUCUUCAAAUUAGAAGCAGAUUUCAUUCAACCGUUGUUCAUUUCAUUUUAUUAUAUGCAAUUGAAUAUUUUUUACACUUUAUACAACAGAAUGGAAGAGUUGAAAAUUCCAUAUUUUGAUUUGGAUUCUGAUAUUGUUGAAUGUUUUAACAAUAAAGUUGGUGAUGUCCAUGAAAGAACACAAAAUAUCAAAAUCGUCAACUUUAAAGCUGAUCAUGCUAGAAACAAGCUAGAAAUUGCAAAAAAGAAGUUUGCAUCGAAAAAGGAAGAAGCUGAUGCUGAAUAUCAAACCAAUCAAUCAUCAGGUUACUCGCAUUCCUUUUCCCAUUCUCCUCUACCUGUUUAUACUCCCCCAGCUUCCUCAAUUGAAACCAAUCAGCCAACCCAAGUUGCUCAGAAUAACCCACCAAGCUACGAUCAAACUUAUUCUGCUCAACCACAAGAAAAGAAAAGCUAUGCUCCAGCAGUGGGCGGAAGACCAGCAGCGGCACCAAGAGCAGUCGAAACAUGCACUGCAUUGUAUGAUUAUGCAGCACAAGCUGAGGGAGAUUUGAGCUUUAACGCCGGUUCAGUGAUUGAGAUUGUUCAAAGGACGUCGGAUUCAAAUGGAUGGUGGACUGGGCAAUUGAACGGCCGAGUUGGUGUAUUUCCGGGAAAUUAUGUUCAAUUGAAUUGAAUAGAAUUGACUGACUUGGAUUGAGUUUUCUGUUUUUGAUUAUUGAGUUGUUUUUUUUUAUAUACAUCAUUUUUUUUCUAUUUUUAUUAUUAUUAUUAUUAUUAUUAAAUAUCGAUUUAAUGCAUUGAUUUAUAAUUUAAAUUUAU